AUGUUACCAUGCUUUAACUGGCUGCAGCCUUUCCUUGCCCUGAUCUCCUCCACCUUGCUUACGCAAGGACACAACUGUCCAUCCACUUGUUUGUGUCCAGACCACCACACUGUGGACUGCACCAGCCAAGGUCUGACCAGAGUCCCGGACUCCCUCCCCCUGGACGUUCGCCGUCUCCUGCUCUCCAACAAUUGGAUUCCCGGGAUCCCCUCCGAUUUCCUGGCACUCUAUAGCGAUCUGGUCUACCUGGACCUGAGAAAUAACUCCCUCUCCCAGCUGGAGCCAGGGACCCUGAGCACCUCCUCUAGAUUAGUCUUCUUGGACCUGGGGGGCAACAACCUGACAGAAAUCCCUUCUGGGACAUUUGGGGAGUCUAGGAGUCUGAUCAAACUGCGACUGGGAAACAACACUAACCUAAACAUGAUAGGCAGAGACGCUUUCACAGGACUGACCUCUUUGAGGGAGCUGGAGCUGGAGAGAAAUGGUCUCACAGAGCUGGACGUCAGCAUCCUGGAAUCCCUGCCCUCCCUUCGAACGCUGCGUCUGGAGGGCAACCCCUGGUUAUGCAACUGCCACUUUGCUAAACUGUUUGUAUGGCUGAUGGAGAACCGCCACAAGCUCCCAAAGGGUAUGGAUGGGAUAGAGUGCACCCUACCUUUGGAUCGACGUCGUGUUCCCCUCAGUUUACUCUCUGCAGACAGUUUCCGCGAGUGCCGUGGUACCCUUACCCUAACUGACUACCUCAUUGUCAUCUUCUCUGGUAUCUCCGUCUCAAUGGCUGCCAUUAUGGCCAGCUUCUUCCUCGCCUCUACAGUCCACUGCUUCCAGCGCCUCAGCAAAGGCAGCAAAGGGGAUGAGGAGGAAGGGAAUGACUGA
Chelmon rostratus (copperband butterflyfish) is the source of this 876-nucleotide messenger RNA. RefSeq names its product leucine rich repeat containing 38a (gene lrrc38a). The record is from RefSeq and is a predicted model, not a curated record. The coding region runs from base 1 to 876 and encodes 291 amino acids. The transcript has 2 exons. Gene Ontology annotation, molecular function: voltage-gated potassium channel activity; potassium channel activator activity; transmembrane transporter binding. Gene Ontology annotation, cellular component: voltage-gated potassium channel complex. NCBI's taxonomy places the organism in Eukaryota, Metazoa, Chordata, Actinopteri, Chaetodontiformes, Chaetodontidae.